Pyricularia oryzae 70-15 is the source of this 2912-nucleotide messenger RNA. RefSeq lists its product as uncharacterized. The transcript has a single exon. Lineage: Eukaryota; Fungi; Ascomycota; Sordariomycetes; Magnaporthales; Pyriculariaceae. The coding region runs from base 450 to 2585 and encodes 711 amino acids. The record is from RefSeq and is a predicted model, not a curated record.
UUCUUCGCGACAAGACGGGCUAAAUUAUGCUGCCAAAUUUUGUAUUGAAGAGAACUCGAAUAUUAGCAAGUCUCCCGCGGUAGAUUUCUGAUAUCACAUGUGAUUCGCCGGCGCAAUGGGUAAAAAUCCAAGUCAAGAAAUGUCACGGCAGCCUUUGUCAGUGGUCAGAUUCCCCCUGCACUCGAGCACAGUCAGUCAGUCAGUCAUCGAGGAUACUGAUGAGUUGUUAAACAAAGCGGGGUCUCCCUGCAAGCCAACAACCUUCACUGCCUGUCUGCAGACAGCCUUGCCGCCAAUAUGAGGCAUGAUCUUUGGGGAUUGAAGGAUCUAGGUAUUUCCCUCAAGGACUUUAAAAAGUACCUAUAGGCAAGGACGCGGCACAAGCGUUUAUCGACAUUUGUUGGCUGCACCUGCGACAAAGCUUUUGCAUUGCAAUCACAGUGACAAAGAUGGAGGAACACGAAGACAACUUGGAAGGAUUUGUUGUCCCUCACAGAUAUGUGGAUUCACUGCUGCUUCAACAGUUCGAAAUAGCAAGGGCGAGUGGUCUCACCCUUGCUGCCGCCAACACUGAUGAGGCCAGCAUGGGCAGGAUGCUGGAUCAAGCUCAGGUCUCUGCUUGGGCAAAACUGAAAGCCGAUCAAUACAAGAAGCCGGAUGUCUCCCAAGCUACCACCCGGAAUCAGUAUAAACCCCUGACAAACCCGUACGAGAUUCGAGUUCUGGAGCUAGAGCCAGGCUCCCCCAAAGACCACCUAAAGUGCAAGCUCCACCAUUGUACCAUCGAGUUUGAACACACGGGCACCACCUAUACGCAGUUCGCCCUUUCCACCGACAAUCUGACCAAACCUACAUGGUAUACGGCCCUGAGCUACAGAUGGGGUGAUCCGCAGCCAGUCAGGCACAUUACCGUGGAUGGAUAUGAAAUGGAAAUAACCGUGCCUCUUUUUGACGCCUUGAACCAUUUUCGCAACUCAACUCACUCGAUCGUGAUGUGGAUCGACCAAAUCUGCAUAAACCAGGAGGACAAGGACGAAAAGAGUCGCCAGAUUCCACUCAUGGGUCGAGUGUACCAACACGCCAUCAACACUUUGGUGUGGCUGGGAACUUCGGACGCGGUCACUGGUCAGCUUUUCGGCCUCCUGAACCAUGCUGCAACGGAGCUGAUACUUGACUUUUCCCAGCUUCAGAUCCCGGAUGGUCUGCAGCAGAGGGGCUUUCCUUCCGCAAAUGACAAAAUCUGGGACGACCUAUGGGACCUUCUAGAUAGGCCUUGGUUCUCCAGACUUUGGAUCAUCCAGGAAGUAGCACUUUCCAGGAACGCUUGGGUGGUUUGUGGAGGUCACUCGAUGUCUUGGUCUAUGCUCGAGACGGCCUGUGCAAACCUGAGCGCUGCAGGAGUCUCACAGUGGUUACAAGAGAAGGCUCCCAAGGAAGGAUCCACGGACCAUUGCCAAAGGGUCGUGAAGCUAGGCACGUUUGGCCAAGAGCAGAGCAUGAAUCUGUUGAACAGGGCACGCGAAAGCAACUGCUGGGAUCAACGCGACAAGGUCUAUGGGCUUCUCGGCAUCAUCAGGGCUUCGUGGGUGAGAGUCGACUACAACAGGACCUACACGGUCGGGAGGUUAUAUCGCGACGUUGCCGCACAAGCAUUGCAGAGACACGAGCUUAUUCUUGCCAGUGCUUUGCAAUCGGUUGAUCACGACUAUAACGAGACCUUGAGGCCGGUGACAGAUUGCGAGCAUUUUGCAAGAGGAGUUUUACCUUCUUGGGUCGCCGACUGGAGCCAACCUAGACAAACGGCACCGUUGUCAGAUCGGACGGGCGUCUAUGGAAACCCGAAAGCUGUUGGGAGUAACUCUAUCCUUCAGAGACAAAUAUCCAUCCAUGAGGAUGAGCUUCAUGUCAAGGGAAGACUCUUUGAUACCGUGGUCGAAAUGACUGAAGUGAUGCGCAAGCCAGACAUCAGUUACAAUGACCCUCAGACCUCAAACAAAGAAGUCCUCGUCAGGUGCGCUGAGGUAGCGGCAAAAAGCACAUCAUAUCCUGGGGAAAGCUCCGUGAGUAUCUUCGAAGCGUUCUGGCGAACCCUCGUCGUGAACAAAGACGCAGAUAACAGGCAGCGUGCGCCAUCUUCCUUUGAAGAGAUAUUCAGCCUCCUUCUGGACGAGUCUACUGGUCAACACCCGUCACUCUCGGGACAGAAGUAUUCGAAAAGGCAGCUUCAACCCCCAGGCAAGGGCCGGUUGGAGCUUUCCAACCUUUCAAGCAGACGACCCGGCGCUGCGUUUCAGGAGCUCAAAACAGCACUGCGGCGAGCUCUCAGGAACAGGCGCUUCGCCGUCACGAAGAAAGGGUACUUUGGGCUGGUGCCAUACUGGACAAAGCAGGGGGACGAGGUAUGCAUGCUCAACGGGUGUGACGUACCUUAUGUCAUUCGUCGGGUAGGGCAUGAGGGCAGCGGCCAGGGGGUGGCAGAUUCAUAUCGCUUUCACUUCUUGGGCGAAUGCUACAUCCACGGCAUGAUGAACGAGGAGGUUUUGGAGAUGAAAGAAUUGGAAUUGCGGGAGCUGGUGCUCAUCUGAUGCGGAAGGGAAGUCUCGGUUGCGGACUACGGCGUAAGAUCAAAACAAGGCAUACUGUGGUUGUUAUAUGUUUUUUGCUGCGUUGACUUUGCUUCGUUGAUACAUUUCCGGUUCUUUACGUUUUGGCGAAAACAACACAAGACCAGUUUUUACAAUACAAUUGACAACCUGUGCAGAGAACUGUAAAAGUAGGCGGCCAUAUGGUAGAUAAUAGGUAUUCAAGACUGGAGCCAAACAGUUGUGAACUGGAUGUACAACUCGAAGGUCGCAAAAUUGAUUUUAUUAAAGAAAUUCAGAUGUUGAAAAUCCAGUCCAAAUGGGCGAGGG